Molecule: messenger RNA, 2826 nt
Organism: Cladophialophora carrionii CBS 160.54
Lineage: Eukaryota; Fungi; Ascomycota; Eurotiomycetes; Chaetothyriales; Herpotrichiellaceae
Exons: 1
Coding region: 1-2826 (941 amino acids)
Cellular component (GO): cytoplasm
Molecular function (GO): metal ion binding; glycerophospholipase activity
Source: RefSeq, a predicted model, not a curated record
AUGGCUCAACCGGUGCACUCCCUAGGGCCUACGUGUGCCUUUUACGACGAAGAGCCCCACGAGGAAGCUGUCGACGAUGGCCUAGCACCUCCCACUGUCAGAGCACAGUUCUUCUACGUGUCCUCGUUGCCCAUAGACGAUCCCCUGUCUCCUCUCCCACCUGUGUCUGCGGACAAAGCCACAGACCUACCACCCCAGCCGUUCUCGGUCCGAGACAAUGCUGCUCUGGAAGAAGCAUGGCAAGCUCUCCACCGCAGCGGUGAAGACCUCAACGAGGAGCAGAGGGAAAGGAGGAGGAAUCUUGCUACAGGAGUUUUCUCUUUCCCACGUUCCAGAGAUGUUCGUGGCGGAAUGUCCAGGGCAACGGCGUCGGGAGCCUCUGACAGCAAGGCCAGUUCACGCGGCCGCACAAAACCAUCGGCGAAAGUGCCGGCCUCAAGUUCGGAGGUUAUGCUGGAUCACACGCCUGUUGAUCCGCAGGGCGAGUCUAGGCCGGUGAAUGCGGAAGAGCUGCGCGAGAGUUCCGGAGCUCAGCAGCAACCGAGCAAAGAUUCAGGCAGGCACAGGAAGCACCGCUCGCCUUUCCGUCACCGACACAAGGGAGGCAAGAAGAGCCGCGACGCUUCUCCGAACCAACACAAGCUUGAUGAAGAUGGUCUAUCCGGAGCUCAACCAACCGCUGACCCUGGGUCUAAUAUUAGCGGUCGACCUUUUGCGCGAGCUCCCAGUGAACGCAACAUCAGUUCUUCCCUGCCGCAUGGAUCUGGGUAUGCCAACGCUGACUUUUCGGACGCAGAGUCUACGAGUCGCUCCCGGAGCGCUGGCCGACAUGGCAAGGACAAAGAGGACGAGGACGAGAAGGCAUUCGUCCCGGUUGGAGUGUCCAAGCUACAUUUGGUCGAGCUGCCUGACCUCGUGAUGAAACCUAUAUACUGGUCCCCAAUCAACGAUACUUCAAAUGUCAUACGCGCCACAUGGUUCUACAAAGACACCAUGUUGCCAGUGCCUGCCGAAGUGGCCAACCGUUUGGAGGUGGGCUACGAGUACAUCAAGCCGUUUGCACCCUCGUAUCAGGAAGAACUGCAGGCUUGUAUCGACAACGGUGCUGCUGCCGAGAUGAAGGUCGUGCAUAGAUUGUGGCCCGACGACUUGAAGAGCAGCAGACCUUCCACCAGCCUCGAUAUCAAGGAGUCAGACCACCCCGAGCGGCGAAGGAGCCAGGAGCUGCCGGAAACGGUUCAGAACGCAGCGGCAGAUCCGCAGAAGGCUUGGACGAGGCGACUGUUUGCCACUCACAGCGUCAUCUACACGGACGCUCGAAAUGCUCAGAUCUUGAAGCCUAACCUGCUCCCAUCGAUUGCUCAAAAUCGUCGACCGCUGAGCUCCCUGCGCAAGGGUCGACAGAUAGGCGUUGCUGUUGUUCGUGGUUUCGAUCGCAAAGCCUGGUUGAAAAUCCAUCCUGACCACAAGAUGGAUGCCAAAACUGCCCACGCCAAGGUUGGCGCGUAUAUGUCGCAGUCCGGGGACGCCACCACGCGAGGUCGGCGCAUGUCCUGUGCAGCCUGUGACCAAGAGAGCGCCGGACCAAGGGUUAGUGACCUGGUCCUGGUCAUCCACGGCAUCGGCCAGAAGCUCUCGGAAAGGGUUGACAGUUUCCACUUCACUCACGCCAUCAAUAGUCUGAGGCGCGAGUUUAAUGUCGAACUAGCCACCGAGGUGGUCAAGGGCAACUUGAGACAUGGGACCGGUAUCAUGGUUCUGCCGGUGAAUUGGAGACUGACUCUGUCCUUCGAUGAAGACAUCAAAACCGCUUCCGAGGACACCGAGAACAAAUUCGGGUUGAAGGACAUCACCCCGGACAGUCUUCCAGCGGUUCGCUCCGUUAUCAGCGACGUGAUGCUGGACAUUCCAUACUACAUGUCACACCACAAGGAGAAAAUGACUUCGGCGGUCAUCCGAGAAGCGAACCGAGUUUACCGACUAUGGUGUCGAAACAACCCUGGGUUCGAAGAUUAUGGCCGCGUUCACCUGAUCGCUCACUCGCUGGGCUCCGUGAUGGCCAUGGAGAUACUCGGGCAGCAGCCGACUCGGAUAGGGAAGGACAUCAAGCUGGACCCCAAAAGUCCGAGUCAGAAGUUUUUUGAAUUCGACACGACCAAUUUAUUUUCCUGCGGCAGCCCUUGCGGCUUCUUCUUGCUUCUCCAUAAUGCCAGUCUCGUUCCCCGUAAGGGCAGGGACAAACCUGGUAUGGAAGGUGAAGACGGACAGCCUGGGAUUGCUAGCGAGGCCACGUACGGGUGUCUCGCCGUGGACAACAUCUACAACAUUGUCCACAGAAACGAUCCCAUCUCGUAUCUGCAAAACGCAUCAGUGGACGAACUGUACGCUAGGUCGCUUCAACCUGCCGUGAUCCCCAGCGCCAGUGUCGGCUUCAUGACCCGCGUUGGCAGACAUCUGCACCUGGCGUCGAGCACGGCGGGCGACGCAUACGCAACUGCCGCGCCACCGGUGCGUCCGGAGCUUCAGCAGAUGCCCAGUACCGUCGAGCUGGAGACGCACAACUUCUCGAGGGAGGAAAUUGCCGAGAAACGCAUGUAUCUGCUCAACGAGAAUGGACAGAUUGAUUGGUUCCUAUCGGCCGGCGCUGGACCCUUGGAGUUUCAAUACUUGAACAUGCUCAGCGCGCAUAGCAGCUACUGGUUGCUGCAAGACUUUGUCAGGUUCCUGGUCGUGGAGAUUGGAAGAGAGCCCGGGAAGAGUCACACAUUGCCGGCGUUGAGAGCGGUCAAGAAGAGGGAAUUCAAAAGAGGGGAUAUCCCUGACUGA